Messenger RNA from Gopherus evgoodei (Goodes thornscrub tortoise), 1370 nucleotides. RefSeq names its product creatine kinase, mitochondrial 1A (gene CKMT1A). Bases 1 to 1254 code for a protein of 417 amino acids. Gene Ontology annotation, cellular component: mitochondrion. Gene Ontology annotation, biological process: phosphocreatine biosynthetic process. The record is from RefSeq and is a predicted model, not a curated record. Lineage: Eukaryota; Metazoa; Chordata; Testudines; Testudinidae. The transcript is spliced from 9 exons. Gene Ontology annotation, molecular function: creatine kinase activity.
AUGGCUGGCACGUUCGCCCGCGUCCUGUGCGCUCGCCGAUCCGCCGGCCUCCUGGCCGUGGUGGGAGCCGGGUCUCUGGCCACUGGAUUCCUGCUCACCCGGGACGCGGUCAGCGCUGGCGAGAGGCAGCGGCGCCGCUACCCGCCAAGCGCCGAAUAUCCAGAUCUCCGGAAACACAAUAACUGCAUGGCAAGUAACCUGACCCCAGCCAUCUACGCCCACCUCUGCGAUAAAACCACCCCCAACAGCUGGACCCUGGACCAGUGCAUCCAGACAGGGGUGGACAACCCUGGGCACUCCUUCAUUAAGACUGUGGGCAUGGUAGCAGGUGACGAAGAAUCCUACGAGGUGUUCGCGGACCUGUUUGACCCUGUGAUUCAGGAGAGACACAAUGGUUACAACCCACGGACCAUGAAACACCCCACGGACCUGGAUGCCAGUAAGAUUAAAUCCGGCUACUUCGACGAGCGCUACGUGCUCUCAUCACGUGUCCGGACAGGGCGCAGUAUCCGCGGGCUCAGCCUGCCCCCUGCCUGCACCCGCGCUGAGAGGAGAGAGGUGGAGAAGGUGACCGUGGAUGCCCUGAGCGGCCUGACAGGAGACCUGGCUGGCCGGUACUAUCGCCUCAGCGAGAUGACGGAGAAGGAGCAGCAGCAGCUCAUUGAUGAUCACUUCCUCUUUGACAAGCCCGUCUCCCCCUUACUGACGGCAUCAGGAAUGGCCCGGGACUGGCCUGACGCCCGAGGAAUCUGGCACAAUAAUGAAAAAACCUUCCUGAUCUGGAUCAAUGAGGAGGAUCACACCCGCCUCAUCUCCAUGGAGAAGGGUGGCAACAUGAAGCGGGUCUUUGAGAGGUUCUGCAAGGGCCUGAAGGAGGUGGAGAGACUAAUCCAGAAGCGAGGCUGGGAGUUCAUGUGGAAUGAGAGGCUGGGCUACAUCCUGACGUGUCCGUCCAACCUGGGCACCGGGCUGCGCGCAGGGGUCCACAUCAAACUGCCGCUGCUGAGCAAGGACACCCGAUUUGCCAAGAUCCUGGAGAACUUGCGGCUGCAGAAGCGCGGGACAGGCGGGGUGGACACAGCCACCACCGGCAGCACUUUUGACAUCUCCAAUCUGGAUCGUUUGGGAAAAUCUGAGGUGGAGCUGGUGCAGCUGGUGAUAGAUGGAGUGAACUACCUGAUCGACUGUGAGCGGCGGCUGGAGAGGGGCCAGGAUAUCCGCAUCCCCUCGCCUGUGCCUCAGUUCCGGCACUAAACAUGGGCCCUGCUUGGACAGGCCCCAGCCCCAGAGCCCCCCAACCCCUCCCUGUAGCCUGACCAGUCCAACUGGCUGUUGUGUUACCCACAAUGCACUGUACCAGCUUCCAUAAA